AUGCUGGCUCCGAAGCCCCCUGUGGACUUGGAGGGCCAUUGCUCCGUCGUUUACGAUAACACUCUUUACGCCUAUUCCGCCAAUGGAUUUGUGUCGAUCCCCCUCGAACGCAAUGCGACGUGGACCAACCUGACCAUGGGAGAGCCGGUCUCCAAUGCGGCAUGUGUGAUGGGUGGUAUCGAUGGAAAUGAAGACAGGCAUGCGCUCUACGUCGUGGGCGGCUCCGGCUCCCAAUCGAACCUCUCCGGCUUACAACGCUACUCCUUUCAAGACAAGAACUGGACCUCCAUUCCUCAAGAGAACCUGGCCCAUCGGACUCGACACCAGGCAGUCUACCUUUCCAACUCAUCCAGUAUCCUGGUCUACGGCGGUCACACCUCGGAACAAUCAGUCGCCUCUUCAGACACCUUCGUCGCAUACGCUACCUCCCCUUAUACUUUAGACGCUUUCUCGGCAUCGGAUGCCUCUCCGGCUUACGUUCCUGUCUUGCUGCCCUGGGGCGAUAGCGAAGCCGCCUUGGUGGGCGGCACCACAACCCCGAAGGGAGUUCACCUAUUUGACUUGGCCCGUGGCUGGUACGAUUCCAAUAUAACCCUGGCCGAUUCACUCUCCAGCGAUGUACAAGCGGCAUUGCUCGAAGGAACAGAUGGUACCAAGAUCCUGGAGGCUUUCGACAUGGGGGUCUCGCCCAACACCGUCUCUAGCGUAGAGUUAGUCAAGCCAGGGGGUACGCCUGCCAACCCUGCGGCCACCUUGGGGGUCAAGUCUUCGUCCACCAAGCAAAGGAGAGAAGUCAGUAUGAGCGAUUACCCAACUUAUUCGAGCACAUUGGCCUCUUCCACGACGAGGCAGAAUUAUUCACUAGCGCAGGGCGAAGAUGGCCUGGUUGUCAUUUCCGGUGGAAGCGGCACCGACUCGUUAGCCAUCUUUAACCAAACCGCCAACAGCUGGGUCAACACCACAAAACUGUUCUAUGGGGAGAAGUCAGAGCAACAAAUCCUCGGGUCAACAACGCACACGUCAUCCAAUACUGCAUCGACCAGCAGCUCUUCCGCCAGCUCGACUACCAGCACGUCAUCCACCGCUGCUGCCAGUGGAGGCUCCUCGAGCAGCGACAUUGGGACCAUUGUGGGUGCCACCUUGGGUGCAAUUUUGGGCGUAGGAGUUAUCCUGAUUCUCAUCCUGCUCUGGAUUAAACGCAAGAAGCAAAGCAUCAAACAAGCUCAGGGCGACGAUAAAGAUCGACUGAGCUUCCAAGAUCGCGGUGUGGAGCCUCUGGCCCAAUCGGCUUACCCCAUGGCAAGGAGCUCCGCUCCCUUGGCCGCUGCCUCCGUCGACUCGUUGGCCAUUUUCUCGGGCUCGAUGAGCGACGAGAAGACGCCCCGAUCAGCUGGAGCUCUUCCACCUUAUGCGCAAAACACUAGUCCAUUGAAGCCGAGCCCGCUGGUGACUGUGCAGUCCCCCGAUGCCUCCCCUAGGACAUACUCUCCGAGUGCGUACUCGAGCGCUGCCCUCGACAAAGAACUGUCCGUUAGAGAACUUAAUCCCGGAGGCAACCCAGGCGAUCGGCUGACCAACGAGGGAUGGAGUCGGUACUUCCAAGACAACAGUGCGACCGACCUGGCCGGAAACCAGCCACAAGCUCUCCAGCCCCCUGCGCCGGGGCUGAGGAGUACCCGGACGGAUUCCAGCAGCACCGCGUGGCCGAUCAAGCUGGCGCCUCUCAACUUCGGAUUCUUGGACGAACCUAAGCCCCUGGGUGGCCAAGUGAUCAGCGGCAGUCCCACCACUGAACACGCAUCAUCGAUCAUCUCCUCGGAAGGUCGGCAGAUGAUCAUCCCAGAGAGCCAGUGCGCCCGCAUCUCGACCGCAUCUUCCAUCGGUGACGACCUGGAGAAUGAUCCGCACUGGCAGUCACGCAGUUGGACGGGCCGACCUCCCAGCAGCACGUACAGUCGCAGCUACUACAACCCCAGCACGCGCGCGCCUUCCAUGGCUCCGUCCAUAGCGAUGCCCUCCGACGGCGAUUCUCGUCUCGACCCAUCUAGCGCCUACAACAACCAUCGCGGCUCCAGCAUCCUCAUCUCAGACAGCCUCGAACCGAUGCCAGAACACGAGGAACACGGUCACGGGCCUGGUCAGAAGGCCAAUGUCAAUUCAGAUAUGAGCUGGUUGAAUCUUCAAGGCGACAAAUGAUUGAACCGCCCCCACCUUCCUUCCUCUUGCUCAGUCAUCCCCACACAUUCUCUGUCUUCAACCUCCUCCACCAUCACAACCAUCUACUUUACAUUUACAUCACCGGUCUCUCCAGACCACCAUGUAAAAAAAGCCUUCUCUCCCCAUGACCGCACCCAUCUACCCGCGAUAGAUGGUCUGUACAGCUAGCUGCGCUCGUCCCUCUUUCUUCCAUCGAUUUCUUUCCCCAUCUUCUUGUUUCUGCGCUUGUCGUCGUCUACUACAG
Molecule: messenger RNA, 2461 nt
Organism: Aspergillus homomorphus CBS 101889
Lineage: Eukaryota; Fungi; Ascomycota; Eurotiomycetes; Eurotiales; Aspergillaceae
Exons: 1
Coding region: 1-2196 (731 amino acids)
Molecular function (GO): protein binding
Source: RefSeq, a predicted model, not a curated record